This is a messenger RNA of Galleria mellonella (greater wax moth), 747 nucleotides long. RefSeq names its product craniofacial development protein 2-like. Gene Ontology annotation, molecular function: catalytic activity. Gene Ontology annotation, cellular component: nucleus. The transcript is spliced from 2 exons. Gene Ontology annotation, biological process: chromatin remodeling. The record is from RefSeq and is a predicted model, not a curated record. Lineage: Eukaryota; Metazoa; Arthropoda; Insecta; Lepidoptera; Pyralidae. The coding region runs from base 1 to 747 and encodes 248 amino acids.
AUGAAUGUUUGUGGAGGUAUGGAUAGUAAAAUAGACGAAGUAUGUGAGAUGAUGAGUGAAAGAAGAAUUGAUGUAUUAGGAGUAAGCGAAACAAAAAAGAAAGGCUGCUCUAUUACUACUUAUGACCGAUAUACUGGGUACUGGUCUGGAGUUAAUGACUCUGAAAGAAGCAGCCAAGGAGUGGGAGUUAUUUUGUCAGAGAGAAUGAAUGCAUCUGUUAAAGAAUUUGAAUUUGUAAGUCCUAGACUCCUCUGGAUACGACUGAAAGUUGGUUUGACCCGUAUUUUUCUCCUUUGCGCUUAUGCCCCGGAUAUGUCCAAGCCACCAAAGGUCAGAGAGGAUUUCUGGGAUAGUGUAAGAGAGAUUAUGACUAAAUGUAAGGAGAAUGAAAGAAUUAUUUUGAUAGGUGAUUUUAAUGGCUGGGUGGGAAUCCGUCGCGAUGGAUAUGAAAGGAAUUUAGGAAUGUUUGGAGAUAAAAGAGUGAAUGAAAAUGGUGAAAGUUUAUUAGAAGUAUGCCUGGAGAGAAAUCUGGUGGUGACUAAUACUUUGUUUAGUCACAAACUGAUUCAUAUGUAUACAUGGCAAAGGCAAACUGAGAGAAGUAUGAUUGAUUUUGUAAUUGUGGAUGAACGAUUGAGAGCGAAAGUGAAGGAUACAAGAGUCUAUCGUGUGAAAGAAAUGGUGGCUCUAAAGAAAAAGGCAUGGAUGGAUUUGUUAAAGCUAAUAAGAGAAUGCAAGGUAAUGUAA